GGGAUACUGGGAGAGCCGGAAGAGCCGUGUAGAGAGCGAGCGAGCUAGAGCCAGCAGAUCCCAGUAACGUCACUGGUUCUCCAUCAAGACCUGAUCCGGGAACGCACCGCAUCUACCGGGGUCGACUUCAAAGAUUCAGUGUAGGCUGUGGUCGGGAUCACCUGUGUCGUACACCGUGCGUGUGGCAGAGGCUCAGUAAAGAUGUGGAAGGCAGCAGCAGGACAGUCAGUGAAGGUGGCUGUGGAUGAUGGAGGCGACGACUGGGAGACCGACCCCGACUUUGAGAACGACGUUUCGGAGAAGGAGCAGCGCUGGGGGGCGAAGACGGUGCUCGGUUCAGGACAUCAGGAGCACAUAGACAUCCACCGGCUGCGUGAGACGGUGUCGACGGAGCACACCAGCUUGAAGCAGAAGGAGCUGGAGACGAUGCCCAAGGCGUCGCAUGGAUACGGAGGGAAGUUUGGAGUCCAGCAGGAUCGUAUGGACAAGUCCGCCGUGGGUCACGACUACCAGAUCAAGUUGUCCAAGCACUGCUCCCAGACAGACACGUCCAAGGGCUUUGGAGGCAAGUUUGGAGUUCAAGCUGACCGCGUUGACCAGUCUGCUGUCGGGUUUGAAUACGCCGGGAAGACGGAGAAACACGCCUCCCAGAAAGACUACACCACUGGGUUUGGGGGGCGAUACGGAGUGCAGGCAGAUCGUGUCGACCAGAGCGCGGUGGGCUUCGAUUACCAGGGCAAAACCGAGAAACACGAGUCCCAGAAAGAUUACACCAAGGGCUUCGGUGGCAAGUUUGGCGUCGAGACCGACAAGGUGGACAAAAGCGCCGUGGGCUUCGAGUACCAGGGAAAAACAGAGAGACACGAGUCGCAGAAAGACUAUGUGAAGGGCUUUGGCGGUAAGUUCGGCGUGCAGACGGACAGACAGGACAAAUCGGCGCUGGGAUGGGACCACCAGGAGAAGCUGCAGCUCCACGAGUCUCAGAAAGACUAUAAGCGUGGGUUUGGAGGGCAGUAUGGGGUAGAGGUGGAGAAGCAGGACCAGUGUGCGCUGGGCUAUGAGCACAAGGAGAACCUGGCCAAGCACGAGUCCCAGAAAGAUUAUUCUAAAGGGUUCGGAGGGAAGUUCGGCGUCCAGAACGACCGCAUGGAUAAGAGUGCAGGGACGUUUGAGGACGUGGAGAAGCCGACCUCUUCUUACCAGAAGACCAAACCUGUGGAGGCUGCCGGCAGCGGCACAGGAAGCAUCAAGGCUCGCUUCGAGAACAUCGCCAAGCAGAAGGAGGAGGAGGACAGGAAGAGGGCCGAGGAGGAGCGGGCGCGUCGACAGGCCAAGGAGAAGCAGGAGCAGGAGGAGGCGCGCCGUAAGAUCGAAGAGGCGCCCAAAGCCCCGUCUCCGGUCCCCGCCGCCAGUCCCAGCCCGACCCCACCUGUUGAGCCGGCGGUAGCUCCAGCUCCAGCAGCAGCAGCUCCAGCAGCAGCAGCUCCAGCAGCUGCAGCUCCAGCUCCAGCAGCAGCACCGUACCACGCCGCGGAGGAGGCGUCGUAUGAUGCUGCUGAGGAGAACGGAGAGCAGCUGUACGAGGCGGAGCCGCAGAACCAGUACGCACAGCAGGAGGACCUGUACCAGACCCCCGAGGAGACGGCAGCAGGAGACGGGCAGCAGUACGAGUACGGCGAGGACCUCGGGGUGACCGCCGUGGCGCUGUACGACUACCAAGCAGCCGGCGACGACGAGAUCUCCUUCGACCCCGAUGACAUCAUCACCAACAUCGAGAUGAUUGACGAGGGCUGGUGGCGAGGCGUGUGCAGAGGCGCCUACGGCCUCUUCCCGGCCAAUUACGUGGAGGUUCGGCAAUGAUGACCCCCCCCACCCCCCCACCCCUCCCCCGCCAAGAUGACCUGUCUCUCUGUAAAAACAAAAAAGAAAAAAAAAAAGAGGAAGGAGACGAUUUCCAAUCCUGUUUCCUUCCCACACUUUGGUCUUUUCUCUCUUCACCUCAUCUUUAGUGCUUCGACACUGUGAGACGUCCUCAGGUCUCCUAUACGCCCCCCCCUACUCCAUCUUCAGGUCUUCGCCUCUCUGUGCAGCAGUGACAGAGUUAUUUCAGAGUGACGCAGAGAACAUAUAUAGAUCUCAUUAUCUGGGUUUAAAACAGGCUCAAAGCUUUGCUGCGUUAAAGCUUCAGGAUGCGACUCAGGCUGUUGACCGUCGCCUCCUUCGGGCCCCGGCGUGACUUUAACUCUUUACCUCCUGCCUCACAGCCGCAUGUUGCAUUUUGCAGCUUUAAGUAUUUGUUUUUAUUUUCAGAUUCGUGUUAUAAGACUUCGGCCUCACGAGGUUUCGAUCAGGCGUCGUUGAGUCUCACCAAAGACCAGAUGAGUCUUGUGCCUAGGACUCAGGGUGCUCACUGCUCAGUAGCUCGACCUUCACGUAAAGCAGGAGCAGAUCAAAGAGAUAAAACCUCCACUUUGGAUUAUUAUGUAUAUUAAUAGCUAUAUACUGUCCAGUACAUCGACUAUGGACCAAAAAGCUGAUUAACCCCCUUUUGCUCCUUGGUCUGUCUGUGUAAAGUUGCUGCGUUGCACAGGAGUUUAACCCCCCCCUCCCCCCAGAUUGAAGCUGCACUUGUUGAUUCAUAUAGUACGAAUACAUCGAACAUUUACACCAGUAAAGGAUUGAUUAUAUGUGAUCAAUAAUGAGGCUUCCUCCUUUACCGAUGUGUAAAUUGAUCAGAGUCGAUGAUGUAAAAGUACAAGCGAAACAAAAACACUAUAUUCAUAGUAUUAUUUUAAUCAUCUUCAUACGUUACACAGGUUCAUGCGUAGAAUCAUGUACAGAGAGAAGAGUUAUGACGCUUUGACAAAUAAUAGAUUUGGAAACAUGUUUUUGUUUUUCUCGAUGCGUGUGAGACUUGUGUAUUUGUGACUUGCCGCCGUGGACGUUCGGGUUCUUGUGUCAUAGCGUGAGGCGUGGAGCAAAACUGACAUCCCUCAUCACGACCGCACGGUGUUCGCCGACCUCGAGAGUGAGAGUGACCUUUUAGAAAGAAGUGCGAUUCACCAGCGGAGCUGCAGGAAUAUAUCAGGCUGUUGUUUAAGGGACGAGGCUUUGGUGAAUUCUCCAAACACUAAUUAUUUCUAACGGACGGCUCGUCUGUGGAUCACGGUAGUGUAGCUGAAACAGGUGUGUGUGCACGAGCGAGCGUGUGUGUGAGUGAGCGAGUGUGUGUGUGUGAGGGCUUUCAUUAAAUUCAUCUUUGGGGUUUUAUAAUAAAAAGUGACCUUUUCAAAUGCAUUAUUUUUAUCUGUACCUCUGUUUGCUUGAGUCACAUCAUUACCUGCUUGUUCUUUUUUUAGUUUCAAUAAAUAAACUAUGAACGA
This is a messenger RNA of Seriola dumerili (greater amberjack), 3383 nucleotides long. It is a transcript of the gene cttn, whose product is annotated as cortactin. Gene Ontology annotation, cellular component: actin filament; focal adhesion; plasma membrane. Lineage: Eukaryota; Metazoa; Chordata; Actinopteri; Carangiformes; Carangidae. The record is from RefSeq and is a predicted model, not a curated record. Bases 202 to 1860 code for a protein of 552 amino acids. Gene Ontology annotation, molecular function: actin filament binding. Gene Ontology annotation, biological process: regulation of actin filament polymerization. The transcript has 16 exons.